Molecule: messenger RNA, 1089 nt
Organism: Ailuropoda melanoleuca (giant panda)
Lineage: Eukaryota; Metazoa; Chordata; Mammalia; Carnivora; Ursidae
Product: actin, cytoplasmic 1
Exons: 1
Coding region: 7-1089 (360 amino acids)
Source: RefSeq, a predicted model, not a curated record
UCCGGUAUGUGCAAGGCCGGCUUUGCUGGAGAUGAUGCACCACGUGCUGUCUUCCCAUCCAUUGUGGGUCGCCCAAGACAUCAGGGUGUAAUGGUUGGCAUGGGCCAGAAAGACAGCUACGUUGGUGAUGAAGCUCAGAGCAAGAGAGGUAUCCUGACCCUGAAGUACCCCAUUGAACACGGUAUUGUCACCAACUGGGAUGAUAUGGAGAAAAUCUGGCACCACACCUUCUACAACGAACUUCGUGUUGCUCCAGAAGAACAUCCCGUGCUUCUUACAGAAGCUCCCCUGAACCCUAAGGCCAACAGAGAAAAGAUGACCCAGAUCAUGUUUGAGACCUUCAACACUCCGGCCAUGUAUGUGGCUAUCCAGGCUGUGUUGUCCCUGUAUGCCUCUGGACGUACCACUGGUAUUGUGAUGGACUCUGGUGAUGGUGUCACCCACACAGUGCCCAUCUACGAAGGUUAUGCCCUGCCUCAUGCCAUCUUGCGUCUUGACUUAGCUGGUCGUGAUCUGACGGACUACCUCAUGAAGAUCCUGACCGAGAGGGGCUACAGCUUCACAACAACAGCUGAAAGAGAAAUUGUGCGUGACAUCAAAGAGAAGCUCUGCUAUGUUGCGCUGGACUUUGAGCAGGAAAUGGCCACUGCUGCUUCUUCGUCUUCACUGGAGAAGAGCUAUGAACUGCCUGAUGGUCAGGUGAUCACUAUUGGCAAUGAGAGGUUCAGGUGUCCUGAAGCCCUCUUCCAGCCAUCUUUUCUUGGUAUGGAGUCAUGCGGUAUUCAUGAAACCACAUACAACUCAAUCAUGAAGUGUGAUGUUGAUAUCCGAAAAGACUUGUAUGCUAACACUGUGCUGUCUGGUGGUACCACAAUGUACCCAGGUAUUGCAGACCGAAUGCAGAAAGAAAUUACAGCGCUGGCUCCAAGCACAAUGAAAAUCAAGAUCAUUGCCCCGCCAGAGCGCAAGUACUCUGUGUGGAUUGGUGGUUCCAUCCUAGCAUCCUUGUCCACCUUCCAGCAGAUGUGGAUCAGCAAACAGGAGUAUGAUGAGUCUGGGCCUUCAAUUGUCCACCGUAAAUGUUUCUAA